Messenger RNA from Zingiber officinale, 589 nucleotides. RefSeq lists its product as uncharacterized. The coding region runs from base 99 to 269 and encodes 56 amino acids. The record is from RefSeq and is a predicted model, not a curated record. The transcript is spliced from 3 exons. NCBI's taxonomy places the organism in Eukaryota, Viridiplantae, Streptophyta, Magnoliopsida, Zingiberales, Zingiberaceae.
AUCCUUAUUUAUCGGAAUCGAGGAAGCAGAGUCGCGAGGUCUGGCUUUGGAGAGCGAAACCCUAGAGAAGAGAAGAGGCGACAGAGGCGAGAGAAGCGAUGAGGAAGUUUGAUCCGUGGCCGGUGUUCUUCAGGAGGGAGUUCAACCGCAACUGGCCCUUUCUCGUUGGAUUUGUCGUCACCGGAGCCAUCGUCAUCAAGUUCACCGCUGGCCUCACUGAGGAGGACGCCAAGAACUCUCCAUUCGUGCAGGAGCACAACCGGAAGUGAAAACUAUCACAGUCGGUACAUGGGGCUUGGUUGCUGCGUCCAGCGAUGCAAUCAGUUGGUCUUCUUGUCUUUGAUGUUCAUUUCUUGAAGCUUGUUUAGGUCCUUUUUGAUGAGCCCUACUUUCCAAUGUCAGAUGAACAUUCUCUGAACGAAAAAUAAGGCUUGCCUUGCUGUUGAGCCAGUUGUAUCUGCUUUAUUAAGCACAAGAAUAUAUACUUUUUCCCUCACCCAUUUCUUUGUUUAUGGAACAAUUGACAAACGAUGGAGUUGCUGAAAUAUUCCAUUACCAAGCUUAUCCAUUCUUAUUUAUUGUAUUUUCA